CUGAGUAGUGUGUUCCUGGAAAGUGUGUGGAUUUUUAUUUAAUUUGGAGCUUUCUUUCCUUGGAGUGUUACUGGGAUUUGUUAGAGUAAAUGGGUUGUUAAAAGAGAUGCAGGGUGGGAGGAAUUCUUAACGGGACGUUUAGAAACGCUACGAUCUCUCCCGUCCGGUUGUUAUGGAGCAGCCUCCUGGGAGCUUAGAUGAUCUACAGCCUCAAGACCUCUCCACUGCCAGCAUUCCCACUGUGAUCGAUCUGACCAGGAAGGGCGAGGAAUGUGUCACGUCUCUCGAUGCCCUGCGGAUGGUAAAGAGCCCAGGCUGGUACCCAAACUCCGGGACCAGCAACGCAGGAUUACCCUUCUCGGAGACUGGCUCCUCGGACAUCGCGCUCCAAUCAGGGGAUCAUAUUCAACCAGACAAUGCCUUCUCCCACACUACAGUCACUCUCUCCUACGUGAGCAGGUCUCACGUCUUCUCCACUCAAGACUCCCUGUCUCAACACUCGCCUCUGUAUGAUAUGCCACCCAUUAGCAAGUUUUCCCUCCACCCUUCAUGUGACUCAGAUAAAGGGCUUGGGGAGACUGGCUGUUCACCGAACCAGCAUUACUUGGAGCAGGCUGAGGGGCCAGUGGACCUCGCCACUCAGACAGAACUUUUGCAGUCGUCGUCUCAGGCUCAGGUGGGACCAGAGAAUGAUGGGGGUGUAUGUCUAACACAGGAGCCUCAUGAGUUUAAUGGUGGAGUGGUUUCGAGUGACGGGGGCAAGCAUGUACAAGGUGAAGAGGCAGUGGAGAAUGGUCGAGAUGAUAGCCGGUCGAGUUCAGGAGCGUGUGCUGAAUCUUCACCAGAGACUCUCACCCCGGCUGCAGUGCAGGAGGAGGAGAGUGGGGGCCCUGAGGUGCUCUUUCUCACGUCAAGAAAACAGGACCCUGUAGUCGUCCUGGAGAGCUUGGGUGCCCGAGACCUGUGUUCACUGAACAGGGAGUACAUCAGUCCUCUUGAGGACCCCGUCUCCCCCUCUGCUACCUCAACGGACGACGUGGAGGAUGUGUUCGUCCUGCCUCAAGCCUCCAGCUCGCCCAGCGGCGACAACUCUCAUCUAGAGACAGCUGAGGAGGUUGCGUGGGAUGGCUUGAGUACAGAAGGGGCCAUUCAGCCAGGCUCUGGCAUCAGCGACAGCACCACAAGGUUGGAUUCAAGCGAUGAAAAUAAGAAGCCAGUCCAUAGACGGAAGGCAGUGAUAGAGCCUUUGAUCGACUUGACAGAUGAUGUUUGUGAGUCAGAUGCUUCAGAGGACAAACCCAAGACUGUCAUUCCCCACAUGAACGGGAAUGCAAAGGCACUACAGAGAACUUUAAAAGAAAAAAAGCUGCCGCUGCGUUCCAGCAGAGGGACGCGGUUAGAGGCUAUAGUUAUGAACAUAAAUUCCAGCAGGUAUAAAGUAUCAGGAUGCAUACGAACCAAUAAGAAAGCCAGUGCUUCCCAAUCAACAGUUAGUGAUUCCAACUUGGACAGUCCCGAGAGGGAUGACACUCUGUCUGUGGGAAAAAGGAAAAGCAGAGCGAGAACCUCUUUCUCAGUGAAAACAAUAAAACAAAAGGCAGCCACUCCACCAAAAAGGGGUAAAACUAAUAACAUUAACACUGACAGCUGCAAAGACUCUACCUCUGAUUCUGAAAUCCUCAGUAAUUCUAAGAAAUCAAAUAGCAGCACACCUCCAACGAGCCCUCAGUUUGCAGUGCACAAGAGGUCAAAGAAAGAGCCCGAGGAUGUUUCCCCCCCUGCUCACUCGCCACAGACUAACCCCACAAAGUCAAAGAGGAAACCGUCAUCGCAGUCAAGUCCUCAGUCUGCGGCGCACAACUCAAUGAAGGAGGCCCCGUCUCCGCCUCAUCCUGAACCCUCAGUGGAAAUUCAUGUGGCAAGAUUUUCCCCACCGCCGCCCUCAAAGUCUCCAAAGAAAAGUCAAGGGAAAGCCAAAGGCAAGGCUACAGGUAGCAAAACAUCUCCCACUGCCAAGACAAAGGCAGCUUGCACUCCCAAGAGGAAGCGGAAGAAACACAAAGGCAGCCAGUCUUCCUCCAUGUUCUCCCCCAAGGAGCCGGAGAUCAAGUUGAAGUAUGUCAACUACAAGGAGGAGAAAAGGGACCUGAGGUUAAACAGCUUCUCUCCGUUCGUCCGCGUGGAGCGUCAGCAGUCGUCGCCAUCGCUGUGCACUGUAAUCAACUACCCAGAGGAGGUGAGGACGCAACACAAGAAGGGCCAGCAGCAGCAGGCUCACCCCGGGGGCUUUAUUUCUGCAGUUGUACCCAGCACUUCUUGUCUCCAGCUGGGCCGAGUGUCCAUGCACAGCCAGCACCAGCGCUCUCUUGUCUGCUGCCUUUGUGGGCAGUCGGCCAACGCUAUGGACUUGGGAGACCUCCACGGCCCUUACUACCCCGAGGGGUACCAGCCAAGCACCAAAACACCAGCCAGCAUGUCAGGCCUCAAAGAGGACGAGGAUGACUACAGCGAUUCAGACUCCUCGUCCUGCAGUAUCAGAGGCAGGAGGAGGAAGCGUGCCGUUCCGCCCACGACGUGGUCCUUCAGGCCAGGAGCUCAGCUCAAGCAGAAGGGCCUCCUGGAGAGCCAUCGGUGGAAUGGUGACAGUACCAGCAGCCCCGCAGCGAAGCGGGCUCGCUCAGAUGCCAGCUCUGCGGAUGUGGACGACUGGUACAGCCCCCCUGUGCUGCCCCUGGAGCCCUGCGAGUACUGGCUUCACGAAGACUGCGGCAUCUGGUCCGCAGGCGUGUUCCUCGUAAAGGGCAAAAUCUACGGACUGGAGGAGGCUGUCAAGGCGGCCCAAGAGACGCUGUGUUCAGCGUGCCGUGACCCGGGUGCUACACUGGGCUGCUUCUUCAAAGGCUGUCCCAACAAGUACCACUACAGGUGUGCUCUGGAGUCAGCAGACUGUGUUCUCAUUGAAGAAAAUUUCUCCAUGAAGUGUAAAAAGCACAAGAACAAGACAUUCAAAGCCCCUCCAGGGACCAGAUGUGAUGACAGGUGACAAAGUUAGCAGAAACCUCAUGAGACAUUGACCUGCGACUUCCUGCAGGGGCUCUCCUUCUCCCCCACCACCCACCCCCUUUUCUGCUGGUAACCACGGCAACAGUGGACCAGGGUUCUUCUGACUGACAGCUAGCACCCAUAAACCUUAACUUUCACCCUCUGCUCUUCAGCUGCACUGUUAACCCCCACGACACUGUGACCGGAGGAGCCCGGUCACCGAGGCCUCCCUCGGUCCAGUGUGACGGUACUCAUCAGCCAACAACAACAACACCUGCAGACUGAGGAAGAAACCUCCUCUCACUUCACUUAAAGUAACAUGCUGAAUUUGUCAUUUGUGUAGUUAUUUAUAUGGAUUUCUUUCCUGGAUUAGAUAUGAAUAAUAAUCAAAGAUAUUUAAUUUUUUAAAGAUUUUCUAAGUAUUUGAUUAUAUUUGGUUUAUUUAUUCCUGACGUUUCUUAUUGGCUUCUUUAGCAGUUGUCAAAGAGGUUUGAUUGUGUGUAUCUUUUUUUUUUUUUUUAAGUUAUUGGUAAAGCAGUUCAGUGUUGAAAUAUCAAGCCAGUCAUGGCUGGUUUUUAUUAAGAGAUGGGACAGAAAAAGGGCUGGACGGUCGGUGAGUGACCCUCACAGAACAAGGUACCUGAUUGGAUGCUGUCAACACAGCAGGGUUCCAUAGUAAAUACCACAACUUUUUUUUUUUUUUUUUUUGGGAUCACACAUGGCAUUACGUUUCGUUUCACAGAGACUGGUGCAAAAAAACAAAAAAGGCAAGUCAGUCAAAUGACACUUGCACUAAUCAGUGGGCCCAGUUGAUGUUACUGAGGGAACUGAACAGCGUGUGUGUUUGAAUGUAUUCUCCCCCAUCUGAGGGGUUUUUGCAGGAAGCACUUUGGAGUGACACUGAACAUGUCUGGUCCUCUGCUCCAGCUGCAGUAUUACCUUCUUCAGCUGACUAACCCACCCCCACCCCCCACCCCCCACCAGCUUCAGGCUCUCAUGUGGUUCUGUGAGGUUCACGGGUCUGUGGACCACAUCAGUACCAUCACAAUGACACCAUGUGAUUUUUAUUUGGCUUGAAGCCCCUUGACUUCUCACCUCAGACCGGGAGCUUAUAAAUGUGUCCUUACAUCAGAUGGUAUCUUAUUGGAAUUUCCGUACCAUUCAUUGUGAGCCCUGUUAGGGGGAUAAUAAAUGAAAGCAGGCCUAGUUUUUGUCCUAGAAGUGAAGGGACUCCCUUCAGUGCGAUUCAUCUGCUGUUUACUUGGAUCUGUCCUCGGUCAGAUCUACAAUCAUUUCUUGUUGUUCAGUUUCAUUUUCUGAACUUUUGCAGCGCAAUAUUCACGUUGCUGUGGAGUGAACCUCGACAAAAACCCUGUUCUGGAAUAUUAUAGGACCAUUUGGCUUCAUCGCUGUCACUGAAGCUUGAAAAGGAUGUAUGUCUGGAGAUGUAACACUCGUUUUCUGUGCUGACAUUGAGAAUCUUUGGUUUACAUCAGUUUCAGUAGCCGUGGCCAUGCUAGUGUUAAGAUUUCUGAUCUGAUCUGGUGCGAUUUUUAUUUCUUGACUUGACCUAAAUGGUGCGUUUCCACCAGAACCUUUCUGAAAAGCCUUAUCUGAUGUUUAAGAGGUAUAUACAGUUUUUUUUUUUCCUGUCCUCACUAGCUUGUGGUGCAAAGACAAAUCAGUGGAUGUACAUCACCUUAUUUUGGACAGCAAGGUUGACUGAAGGCAGCUUGCAUUCACUUUUCUGCUGCAGACUUUGAUAUUAUUAAUUAAUACCAGGGGGCAUGGAAGGCCAAAUCCUAGUGAAACCCUCCAACCACGCCAGGUACACACCGACUCUCUGGGGGACCAUGUUCUGAGUUUAGGUCCCGGUGUAUAUCUGUACCUGUUCAAUCAGGUGAGGAGGUCAGGGCUUUGGCUGCUCAGCCUGUCCUGUUUGUUUUAGAGGAAAGUCUAUGUGAUCAGUGUUGGUGUGAAGUCCUCUGUGUACUCUUUACAAUACGGCCAUUAGGGGCAGUGUUGUGCUGUCUGAGACCGUGGUGUGAGGUCUGUUGAGCCGUGGUUCCAUGUUAACAGAUAUCCACGCAGGGGCAGCCCGAGGCUUUCUCUGCUCAGCGUCUCACCAGCAGCCGCAGGACUCAACACACACACACACACACAGAAAUCCUGGAACGCCACUUCUCUUUCAUUUGUGCCAUCAUUAAUGUUUUAUUAAUUUUACUGCGAUUAAAUGUAAAAUAAACUCUUUUUUUUUAAUGAGGUGUGUCAGAGAGCCUCAGAUUGCCUCAGCAGUUUCUUUUCAGUUACAAGCAGCUGUUUGUAUUGUACCAAAUGCAGCUUUUGAAGAAUAAGUUUUAUUCUUACAAAGUGUUUGGAGUUUUUUUUAAAAGUCAUAUUUUGUCCGUGUGUUAAUCUCAGGGCUGAAUCUCAGAUAUUCGAAUGAUUUGAAUUUUAUUUUUAUUGUUAUUUUUCUUCUCCUCCUUCUUUCCUGUUUCCUGUGUUAACCCCACAUUAACUGGAGCAAUGAUACAUGUAGCAGGAUGUGGUCGUCUCCUCAGAUGCAAACCUUUCUUAGCGUGGUACACACUACCCAUCACAUUCCAACGCCUCCUCCAUGUGUCUGUCAGUGCUGUGGUGUUUUUUCUUUUUAGGUCUAACAUGGGACUAGGACUGCCAACAUGUCACUUUUUUUUUUUUUUUUUUUUUUCUUUUUAAAUUUUAUGGCGACUUUUUGUACCGUCUUGCUCACCUCUUGGAGUAUCAGAGGUCAUGUAAUUGU
This is a messenger RNA of Toxotes jaculatrix (banded archerfish), 5824 nucleotides long. RefSeq names its product transcription factor 20. The record is from RefSeq and is a predicted model, not a curated record. The transcript has 6 exons. Lineage: Eukaryota; Metazoa; Chordata; Actinopteri; Toxotidae. Gene Ontology annotation, biological process: regulation of transcription by RNA polymerase II. Gene Ontology annotation, cellular component: nucleus. Bases 173 to 3043 code for a protein of 956 amino acids.